GAGCUAGUAUAUAAGGCAAGGGGCCAACACAAACAUGUCAGUCACAUCGGCUUGGCAUAGGCUUCUCUUCUUGACCAACCAAAAUCCCCACAAACUCUAAAGAGAUGGCACCCAAGAAAGCCAAGAAGAGGCAGCAGCAGGGAGAGGGUGGAUCCUCCAAUGUGUUCUCCAUGUUUGAGCAGAGCCAGAUUCAGGAAUACAAGGAGGCUUUCACAAUCAUUGAUCAGAACAGAGAUAGCAUCAUCAGCAAGGAUGAUCUUAGGGACGUGCUGGCCACUAUGGGUCAACUGAACGUGAAGAAUGAGGAGCUGGAAGCCAUGGUCAAGGAGGCCAGCGGCCCCAUCAACUUCACCGUCUUCCUCACCAUGUUCGGCGAGAAGCUGAAGGGUGCUGAUCCCGAGGAUGCUAUUGUGAGCGCUUUCAAGGUCCUGGACCCCGAGGCUACCGGCUUCAUCAAGAAGGAAUUCAUUGAGGAGCUCCUGACCACCCAGUGCGACAGGUUCACCGCCGAGGAGAUGACCAACCUGUGGGCUGCCUUUCCCCCAGAUGUGGCUGGCAACAUAGACUAUAAACAGAUCUGCUAUGUCAUUACACACGGAGAAGGAGGAUGAGUAAAUCCACUUUUUCAAUCCCUAUGCCUCUCUCCGUCAUCACCCUCACAACCCACCUUCUCCAACUCAGUGGCCCGCUUACACGCUCCCCUCGCUCUUCUCUCCAUCUCCACCCCGCUCACUAUGAAAGACUUGUCUCCUUUAUCGAGAUACUUUGAGUUGAGAGGCUUGAAGGCUGUGGAGGUAUGCUGUGUGUGAGUGUCGACAGUGGGAUUAUUUGAAAAUAAAAUAAUCUUGUACCAUCAAAA
This is a messenger RNA of Salmo salar (Atlantic salmon), 859 nucleotides long. Its product is annotated as myosin regulatory light chain 2, skeletal muscle. NCBI's taxonomy places the organism in Eukaryota, Metazoa, Chordata, Actinopteri, Salmoniformes, Salmonidae. Gene Ontology annotation, molecular function: calcium ion binding. The record is from RefSeq and is a predicted model, not a curated record.